This is a messenger RNA of Dujonia railenensis, 1197 nucleotides long. Lineage: Eukaryota; Fungi; Ascomycota; Pichiomycetes; Serinales; Debaryomycetaceae. The record is from the annotation of a GenBank genome assembly.
AUGAAGUUAUCAAUCAUUGCUGCAUCUGCUCUUGCUGCUACUGCUUCCGCAUUCCCUUUAAGUAUGAACUUAUUCAAGAGAGACUAUAAAAACUCAACAGAGGUUGUCACCACGGAAAAUCACCUUAUCGCUGCAUACGCUAAGCCAUAUGCUUUGUUCCAACCACAAGUUUUUAUCGUAUCCAUGUUUUACCCAGAAGCUGAUGUUUGGUUGGAUGGUCUUGACUUCGUCCACAACAUUACCAUCCCAGGUUUGUCACCAUACUACCCAGAUAUUCACUGUACCACCAACUACUCAAUUUGUCAAGUCACUACGGGUGAAGGUGAAAUCAAUGCUGCUUCCACUAUUACUGCUUUGACUUUGAGUCCAUUAUUUGAUCUCACUGAAUCUUACUUCUUAAUUGCCGGUAUUGCUGGUGGUGAACCAAACUAUACCACUACUGGUUCAGUCACCUUCUCUAAGUAUGCUAUUCAAGUUGCUUUAGAAUAUCAAAUUGAUUCAUCCGAGCUUGGUGCUGAAGCCGCUAACUGGACUACUGGUUACUAUGCUUUCGGUACCACCAACCAACAGGAUUACCCAGGAAACGUCUAUGGAUCUGAAGUCUUCGAAUUGAACGAAAACUUAUUAAACAGAGCUUACGAUUUAGCCUCCAACGCAACCUUGGACCCAGGUUCCAAUGCUACUGCCGCCUUCAGAGCCUUAUACCCAGACCUCAAAGCUUCUUCAUUACCAGGCGUUGAAAAGUGUGAUGGUCUUACUUCCGAUUCCUACUUCACUGGUAACGUUAUGGGCGACUACUUUGACUACUUUGCCAAGUUAAUGACCAACGGUUCUGCUACUUACUGUGCCACUGCCCAGGAAGAUAAUGCUUCUUUGGAAGCAUUCGUCAGAGCUGCAAAAUUCGGUUUAGUUGACUAUGAAAGAAUCAUUGUCAUGAGAACUAUCUCAGAUUUCGCCAGACCACCUCCAUCAAUGGCUGAUGAUGUCUUAUACUUCUUCAAUGAAGCCGAGCAAGCUGGUUCGUCUCCAGCAUUUGCCAACAUUUUCAAUGCUGGUCUUCCAAUUGUUACAGAUAUUAUUUCUAACUGGGACACCCUUUACAAGAACGGGUCUUUCAAAGCUGACAACUACGUUGGUGACAUUUUCGGAACCUUAGGUGGAACUAUGGACUUCGGUAAGAAGGAAUUUGAAAUUUAA